GACAAAUCUAUAGCUUUGAUCAGCUCUCUGAAGAAACCAUGAACGAACGACAGCGAUCGAUCCUCCUCAAGUCCUCAUCUCGAUUCCCACCUCCCCAAGGAGUGAGGCUAUCCUACGGUACGGCGGGGUUCAGAGCCGAUGCUUCGGUGCUGCAAUCGACGGUGUAUAGGGUUGGGAUAUUGGCGGCACUGAGAUCUCUGAAGACACAGUCAGUGAUCGGAUUGAUGAUCACUGCUUCGCAUAACAAGGUGUCCGAUAAUGGAGUCAAAGUGGCUGAUUCGAGUGGUGGAAUGUUGGCUCAGGAUUGGGAGCCCUUUGCUGAUUCCAUUGCCAAUGCCCCUGAUCCCCAGAGUUUCGUCCAGGAAAGUUCGGUCUUCACACAACCUCAAUGGUUCACAGUUCAAUACUUUGGUUGACCUUUCAAGUUAUUGUGUGCAUAUCAAGUAAGUUUGGGGUGUAUGUGCUCCUUUUUCUUUUAUCAUUUAUUGAUUUCAUACCCUUUUUUGGUUUGUUGAAGCAGUUGAUAUGUGACUUUGUGAAGAAGGAAAACAUUCCACUAGAGGCAGUAAAGACCACAGGGAUACUAGUGGGAAGAGACACAAGGCCUAGUGGAGAGUCUCUUCUUGAGGCUGCGAAAGAAGGAGUCAGUUCAAUAGUUGGAGUUGUUGCCAUUGACAUGGGAAUUUUAACAACCCCACAACUGCAUUGGAUGGUCCGUGCUAGAAAUAAGGGAAUGGAAGCAUCUGAACUUGAUUACUUCAACCAGCUUUCGGGCUCUUUCAGGUGCUUGAUGGAUUUGUUACCCCAAGGCAAUAAAACCAAUGAAAUGCAUACAAAAUUAAUUGUAGAUGGCUCAAAUGGUGUGGGUGGGGAAAAGCUUGAAAUUCUGAUGAAGAUGUUGACUGGAUUAAAUAUGGACAUUCGUAAUUCUGGUAAAGAAGGUGUACUCAAUGAAGGAGUUGGUGCUGAUUAUGUGCAAAAAGAGAAGGUUGUUCCAUGUAGUUUUGGAUCUGCCGAUGUUGGGAUAAGGUGUGCAAGCUUGGAUGGGGAUGCUGAUCGGCUUGUAUAUUUCUCUUGUCUAGCAAAUAGUAACAAGAUUGACCUUGUUGAUGGGGACAAAAUAUUGUCUCUGUUUGCUUUAUUUAUCAAAGAGCAACUAAGAAUCCUGAACGAGGUGGAAACUGAAAAAGUAGAAAAGUAUCAUCAAGCACAUCUUGGAGUUGUGCAGACAGCUUAUGCAAAUGGAGCAUCCACUGCUUAUCUCAAACAGCUGGGACUUGAAGUCAUAUUAACUCCCACGGGAGUGAAAUACUUGCAUGAAAAAGCUGCUGAGUUCGAUAUUGGGAUAUAUUUUGAAGCCAAUGGGCAUGGAACCAUAUUGUUCUCAGAACAUUUCAUACGCUGGUUAGAGGAUAGAAGUGACAAGCUUUCUUUGACAUCGAAAGGUUCAGAACAGCAAAAGGCUGCUUUGAGACUAAUGGCAGUCACUAAGUUGAUCAAUCAGGCAGUGGGAGAUGCUCUUAGUGGGUUACUUUUGGUGGAGGUUAUCUUACAACACAUGGGAUGGUCAAUCCAUCAAUGGAAUGAGCUGUAUGAGGAUUUACCCAGCAGACAGCUUAAGGUAAAGGUUCUUGACAGAACUGCAGUUGUCACAGCAAACGCAGAAACUGUAGCUGUGAAGCCCCUUGGUAUCCAAGAAGCCAUUAAUGCGGAAAUAGCAAAAUACCCUCGAGGCAGAUGUUUUAUACGGCCAUCUGGAACAGAGGAUGUGAUAAGAGUAUACGCAGAGGCAAUCACGCAGGAAGCAGCAGACGACCUUGCCAAUUCAGUGGCAAGACUGGUAGACCAGUUUCUUGGUUUCAGCAGCUCACACUGAUCUCGUUUACAUUAACCCUUUCACCUAAUUUCAAAUUAUUGAUCCUCAUUUUUAUACUGAAAGGCAUGUUUUGAGAAUGUAUGACAUGUAUUCUCCCAAAAACACUUGGGUUUGAAUUUUGUAAUGUCUCUUAUUAAAGGAAUGGUCAAGUACCUCCGAAUUCCGGGAAGAAAUAAUUGAACUGCAUUCCAUGCACCCCUAGACAAAUACACUUGAUCGGCUGUCUAAUGAUAGAAUUCAUAUGUCUAGAUUGUUUAACUGUUAGUGAUCACUCCAAAAAGCUUGCUCGGAUAAGACAAGUUGAACUUUGCGAGCUUAAGUUUAGCCACUUAAACUCUUUUUUUUUUUAAAUGAG
Molecule: messenger RNA, 2231 nt
Organism: Ilex paraguariensis (yerba mate)
Lineage: Eukaryota; Viridiplantae; Streptophyta; Magnoliopsida; Aquifoliales; Aquifoliaceae
Source: the annotation of a GenBank genome assembly